AUGGAAAAUCAGGUCAUGAAUGUGAGAAAGGGGGCAUGGACUCUAGAGGAAGAUGCCCUUCUCGAGAGAUGCGUCCUCUAGUAUGGUGAAGGGCAGUGGCAUCUAAUUCCAGAAAGGGCAGGUAUGGCUUCAUCUUACCUAAAUUAUGUAGGUUGCAUGAGUCUUGAAGUUUAACUCGCGUAGGUUGUUGGGAUCAAAGGAUCUGGAGAGAGUACGGGGAAGGAUCAAAGCACAUAUGUUUUCAAAGAAAACAAAGUAACCUCUCUACUUCAUGCAUUUGAUCGAACAUGUUGAGUACAAUUUAUAAGAGAGAGCGAGAGUAACGGUCGUUAAAGACAGUUACGAUUCGUGGGGCCACGUUUCCACGUAGCUUUCAUCUCAGUCAUAAUAACUUAGAAGAGAUGGACGGUCAGGAUUAAAAACAUUAAAAACUUAAGAAACUAUAAACAACUUGAAACAGUCUUCGCUGGGGAAACUACCGGAGUGUUGCCAUUUCUGGCGAUCUUCACGCUCCCGUUUCUUGACUAGGCUUAACACCAUCAAUCUCCACUCUAAGCCUAGUAUUCCCGCCGUCUUCAACCAUGCUUAGUCUUUGAUGAAGCUUGCUGAAUCGAGUUCUUCCUUGUGGCUUCGUGAGUAGGUCAUCUAAUUGAUCAGCAGAGUUGAUGUGCUCCACAUUAAUUGACUUGUUUUCGAGGUAGGAACGAAUGAAAUGAUAUCGAGUAUCAGUGUGCUUUGAUUUGCUAUGAUGUACUGGAUUUUUUGAUAAUGCAAUUGCUAAUUUGUUGUCAAUAAACAACUUUACCUAAGUGGGUUUUUUCCAUCUUCAGUUCUUCGAUGAGCCUGGCCAGCUAGAUUCCGUAGCAAGCUGCUGCCGUAGCAGCUACAUGGCUUCACAAGAAGAAAGUGCGACAAUUUUCUACUUUUGUGAGGUCCAACUUAUCGGACUUGAUAUGAGAAAAAACAGAAUUCCAGUUGUGCUUUUCUGGUCGACUGCGUCACCGGUGUGAUCACUAUCACUAUAUCCUGUCAAAGUGAAGUCGAAUUCUUUUCUAUAAUGUAAUCCGAGAUUCAUAGUACCUUUAACAUAUCGGAGAAUCCGUUUCAAUGCCGCCAUAUGCUCUGUGGUAGGUGCUUCCACGUACCUACUAAGAUAACCCAUGGAGUAGGUUAGAUCAGGCCGAGUGUGAACUAAAUACCUCAAGCUCCUAAUUAUGCUCCGAAAUUUUGUUGGGUCAACUGAUUGACUCUUGUCUCCAUUACUGAACUUGAAACGAGCUUCAAGCAGUGUGAUAGUGGGGUUGCAUUCUUACAUUCCAGAAUGUUCAAGUAUUCGUAGAGCAUAACGUUGUUGCUUUAAACUAAUCAUAUCUCCGAAUUGUUCUAUUUCAAUUCUGAGAUAAGAGGUAAGAAGACCUAGAUCACACAUCUUGAAUUACUUUAUCAUUUUUUCUUUGAAUUCUGAGAUGCAUUCAUCACUGGUUUUGGUAACAAUGAGGUCAUCCACAUACACCUCGGUAAUCAAAUAAGCUUUGUCAAAAAAAAUUGUGUAUACAGCGUGUUCUUGAGAGCUUCUAGUAAAAUCGAGUGAAAUAAGACAUUUGUCUAACUUCAUAUACCAUGCUCGAGGUGCUUGCUUCAAAUCAUAAAGGGCCUUCUUUAACUUAUAAACAUAAUUCUCUUUACCUCUGUGGAUGAAACCUUCUAGCUGUUUGACAAAAACUUCUUCUUCAAGUUCUCCAUUUAAAAAUGCUGACUUGACAUCUAGAUGAUGAAGUCUCCAAUUAUUUUGGGCCGCAAGAGCAAUUAUUACUCUAACUGUCUCCAUUUUUGCUACUGGGCAAAAACUUCCUCAUAAUCAAUGCCCAAUUUUUGAACAUACCCUUUUGUGACCAAUUUGGCUGUGGCCAAUUAUUUCCCCUUGUAAGUUUCUCUUUGUCUUAAAAAUCUAUUUAAAACCGAUGGGCUUGCAGUUCUUUGUGGCCGGAGUGAGAAUCCAAGUGUGGUUUCUCACGAUUGCUUCAAUUUCUUCUUCCAUGACUUUUCUCUAAAUUUCUUGUGAGGCCGCUUCUUGAUAUGAGGAGGGUUCUUCGAUCAUUAGAUUGCAUUCCUCUAUUUCUUCAUAGACUUGAGAUAUAUCUUUAAAUCUUCUAGGAUGACCUCCUUCUGAUGAUGAAGAAAUAUCUUGGUUUUGAGCAAGAGAGUCGUCGAGUAUUGGUGGAGAGACAACUUGGUCGUUAGGAUUUUCUUCUGCAUCAUCGGAGUUAACACAAGUGGGUAAGCAAAGUGUACCUUUGCUGGGUUGCUCUGAGGAAUUCCACCCCCAUUGACUAUUUUCUUUGAAAAUCACAUCUCGACUAAUGUGAGCUUUAUUUUCUUGAGGAUCGAAGCAUCUAUAAGCUUUAGUCCCCACUUUGUAUCCUAUGAAUAUCAUAGGUUUGCUUUUGUCUUGUAGCUUGGUCAAGUGUUGUCCAAGUAUAUUCACAUGAACCAGUGAACCAAAUACUCUAAGGUGAGCCACAUUUGGUUUAGAUACGCACCAAACUUCAUAUGGUGUGACUUCAUUGAGGCUCUUUGUAGGUGAUUGAUUGAGGAUGUAGAUGCUUGUGUUCACGGCUUCACCCCAUAGCUCCAGUAGUAAAUUCUUGCUUCUCAACAUGCAUCGAACAUUUUCCAUAAUAGUUCGAUUUUUUCUCUCAACAAUCUUGUUUUGCUGAGGUGAGUAGGGGGCUGUGAGAUGUUGUUUGAUUCCAUGUUGAGAACAAAAAGAAUCAAAUUCUGUAGAAUUAAAUUCUCCCCCUUUAUCAAUUGGGGAAACACCGAUUUUGACUUUCUUCUCUAUCUCGGCCAUGGUUUUAAACCUCAAAAAUGCCUGAAAAGCUUCAUCUUUUGCUUCAAAAAAGCAAUCCACAUUAUUCGGGAGUAAUCGUCUAUAAUCAGGAAGAAAUAUCGAUUUCCUCCGUAUGUGCUUAGCGUGAUCGAGCCACAAAGAUCUUCAUGGAUCAGCUCCAGUGGAGAGCUAGCUCUGAACAGUGAGGUAGAGGGGAAAGUAUGUCGAGGAUGUUUAGCAACUACAUAAUCUCGACAUAGACUCUUGAGCUUUUGAAGUGGAGGCAACCCUUGGACAACAUUGGGAAGUGACUUUAGAGAGUUGAAAUUAAGGUGGCCAUACCUCCGAUGCCAAAUCCACUCGGUCUCAUCUUCUUUUGAGACAAGACAAUGAUCAUUAAUUGUCAGUUUCAGCGGAUAAAGACUUCCCUGCGUCUUCUUUACUCGUGCUAGAAGUCUUCUUUGUUGAUCGAGGAUUGUGAGAUAGCCUGAUUUCAUCUCGAUUUUGAAUCCUUGAUCAUCUAAACGGCCGAGGCUGAGUAUGUGAGUCUUGAGUCUAGGAGCAUAAAGUACAUUACUGAGGGUCAACUUACUUCCGUCUUGACAACUUACUAGAAUGCUGCCUUUGCCUCGUAUGGCGAUGCUGGAGCCAUCACUGAAUUUCACCACUCCUCCAGUUGAUUCAGUGAGGUCAUAAAAUAGAUUUCGAUCUCUAGUCAUGUGAUUUGUGGCACUUGUGUCUAGGUACCACAUUCCGUCUUCGAUUUGAGUCUCCAUUGUGUCUUGUAGUAAAGUUGCCAUUAGAAGCAUUGACUUGGCCUUUUCUUCAGUCUUCGAGAGGUGAGCUUUCUCCUCCUUUUUGUCUACAUAGCAUUCAGAUGCAUAAUGCCCCAUUUUGUCACAGUUGUAGCAUUUCACUGUGGAUUUGUUACGAGGCAAUUUUCAUCCUCAGUCACGCCCAUGACCUCGACCACGUCCUCUGCCGCGGGCAAUUCCACCCUUUGUUUUCUCAGUCCCGUGAGAAAGGACUUGUUUUUCUUUUUUCUACUGAUGAGACUUGAGCUUCUCUUUGUAGAUCUUAAGAGAUCCCAUUGUUUCUUCAAAUGGCAGGGAGUCGAUGUCGCCAAAUUGCUCAAGAGACACCAUAAUUGGAUCAAAUCUUCUUGGUGUUGCUUGAAGAAGCUUCGCAACAACAGCACCUUCCUCUAGCUUUUCACCCAAAUUUUUGAUUUGAGCGACAACUCGUGAUAGUUUUCCGGCAAAGUCUGUCACAGUUUCAUCAUCCCCAAUUUGAAGCAUCUCAAAUUCUCGCCUGAGACCUUGAAGUCUAGAUUUCGUGAGAUGGGUCACUCCCACGUACGUCACUUUGAAGAGCUCCCAAGUUUCUUUCGCCAUUUUUGUGAUGUCGAGUUGUGUCUAGAUAUCUUCCGACACGGCUCCGAGCAUCACAAAGAGGGCUUGCCGAUCCUUCUUCCUUGCUAUUGUCUUCAACUCAAUAGCAUCCCAUAAGCUGUGAGCCUCCAAGUGGAGUUGCAUACGCAUCGCCCACACUGGAUAAUUGGUCUUAUUCAAAACUGAGAACGUACCUAGAUAUCUGGCAUCUCCAGGUCCUUUCACAACUCCGCUUGCAGCGAGUGAGCUCUCGCCUUCCGUAGCAUCUCCACAAUGCGGCAUCUUCUGUCUUCUCUCCAGAACUUGUCGCUUUGAUACCAAUUAUUGGGAUCAAAGGAUCUAGAGAGAGUAUGGGUAAGGAUCAAAGCACGGAUGUUUUGAAAGAAAAUAGAGCAACAUCUCUACUUCAUCCAUUUUAUUGAACAUGUUGAGUACAAUUUAUAAGAGAGAGCGAGAGUAAUGGUCGUUAAAGACAACUACGAUUCGUGGGGCCACGUUUCCACGUAGCUUUCAUCUCAGCUAUUAUAACUCAGAAGAGAUGGAUGGUCAGGAUUAAAAAUAUUAAAAACUUAAGAAACGGUAAACAACUUGAAACAAUCUUCACUGGAGAAACUGCUGGAGUGUUACCAUUUCCAACGGUCUCACGCUUCCGUUUCUUGACUAGGCUUAACACCAUCAUAGGUCUCCCUUCCAGAAUAUGAAGCGAAAAAAUAGGAUUCAUACUCACAUAGAAGUAAAAACACUGAUGGCAGAUUAGUUUUUUUUCGUAGUAUGAACGAGUAUGUUCCGUCAUCCUCUGAUAAAUUUUCAGGUUUGAGAUGCUGCCAUAAGAGCUGCCGUCUGAGGUGGCUCAACUAUCUGAAGCCGAGCAUCAAACGUGGGGCGUUUCAGAAGGACGAAGUCGACGUUAUCAUCAGGCUUCACAAGCUCUUGGGGAACAGGUUAGUUAUUAGAGAAAACUUUCCCCAAGAAUGAGCUCCGUUCAACAUCGAGGCUGUGACUCGUAUGUCAAACUAGGCAUGUUUGAUGUUCCACGUGGUCACUUAUAGCUAGUAGAAUUCCAGGCAAAACAACGAACGACAUCAAUAACUACUGGAACUCCUGCUUGUGCAAGAAGGUGGGAUGUAUAGGGGAGGAUGCCAGGAAGUUCAACAUAAGAAAUACCAUCUGCUUGACUAUGGAGAAGUACAAUUCCUACCUAUUAGGACAAGCUAGUGUGUCGCCUCGUCUAGCUCACUCCCCAGAAGCUAUGGUUGGUUGUCGCCACGAGAUUUUCAGGCCUCAGGCUCGAACCUUGUCCGAGGGCCCAAUCUGCCUACCAGUCAUUAUCACGUGCCGUGAAUUCCUCCCUGCCAGACGGUGCUUUUCCUCUACAGAUGAGAGGCCCAACAGCGGACAAUAUCUCCUGGCGUGGACAAGGCUUCUACCGGAAGACAAUGAAAAAGAUCAGAGACAAUGGGAAAAAAAAGAUGCCAUCUCUUGUCCACUCGAAGAAGAGCUGCUCCAUUGGGCACCUCAGACAGAUGAAGAGGUGGAAGUAGGUUGGUGGCCGCUAGGAUGGGAGGACAUUCUGUUGGAUGUCAAUCUAAUGUCUGGGUACUAUCCAGGUUGA
Messenger RNA from Spirodela intermedia, 5833 nucleotides. NCBI's taxonomy places the organism in Eukaryota, Viridiplantae, Streptophyta, Magnoliopsida, Alismatales, Araceae. The record is from the annotation of a GenBank genome assembly.